Messenger RNA from Aedes aegypti (yellow fever mosquito), 1153 nucleotides. It is a transcript of the gene MED27, whose product is annotated as mediator of RNA polymerase II transcription subunit 27. Gene Ontology annotation, biological process: regulation of transcription by RNA polymerase II. The coding region runs from base 101 to 988 and encodes 295 amino acids. Gene Ontology annotation, molecular function: transcription coactivator activity. Lineage: Eukaryota; Metazoa; Arthropoda; Insecta; Diptera; Culicidae. The record is from RefSeq and is a predicted model, not a curated record. The transcript has 4 exons. Gene Ontology annotation, cellular component: mediator complex.
UCAGAAUUUUGACGUUAGUCAUUUUAGUGAACCGCCGGCUUGCAGAUUUCUCUGUCCCACGAAAGAAGUUCCGAAAAUAAAUUGCGUUUUUCCCCUGAAAAUGAAUCUGGAACCUAUCAAUAAUGCCCUGUCGCAUCUGCGGAUGUUGCGCUCAAGUGUGGGUCAGGUUUUCGAAACGCUCGGCAACGGCGUCCGGGCCGAACACGGCGAAGAAGGUAAGGAGCAAAAAUUCCUUCAGGAACUGCAGGAGCUUUUGAACGGGGUCAACUCCAAUCUGCGCGAGUUCGAGACCUGCAUCAACGAUCUGACGCCUCCGCAGGCGCCUUUCAAUUUAGCCAACACGGCUUACCUCUCGUUGGAAACGAAUCUGGAGCGGCAAGCGCUUUAUCCACAUCUGGUGCAAAGUUACAAGUGGCACGAUAAGCUACACGAGUACAGUACCUUUGCUUCGGUUCUGCUCCAGCAGAACUCCCUGAAGCGGUCCUAUUACACAAACACCAAGCGGAGGCGUUCGCUCCCUUCCAGCCAUUUGGCCACGCCACAAACUGUUGAUAAUCUCAUUGGAAGCAUCCACUUCCCGAACAUGAAUUUGAAAAUUGUGCGCCCUUUCAUGACCAACGCCAUUCUGCACAUCACAAUCGCCCGAGUCCUCCGAGCGGCAGUCAUUCUCAAGGGACUGCUCAUCGAGUGGGUCACCGUCAAGGGUUUCGAUGAGUCGCUCCUGGAUGGGGUCGACGAGCAUUGGACCGUGUCGCGACACCAGGUUUUCCGUAAAGUCCAGGACCAUGCCCACUCGGCGAUGUUGCACUUCUUUUCGCCCACCCUGCCGGAUCUGGCCAUUCGAAGUUUUAUUACGUGGUUCCGUAGCUAUUUGACGCUGUUCGCCGAUCCGUGCAAGAAAUGUGGGAAGCAUCUUCAUAAUACACUGCCACCGACAUGGAGAGAUCUCCGGACACUGGAACCAUACCACGAAGAGUGCAAGCAGUAAUUUAAGCGUCCGAUAUUGUAAGCUAGUUUCUCAUCAUUUAUUUUUCUUCGAGUUUACACUACUUUAUUUUGAGCAAUGCUGAUGCUCACAUCUAAGAACUAUGAAUAUUUGUAAGAUCAAUCGAUCGACACCUAAUUCUUAAAACAAAAUUAUCACAGCCCUUGA